GGCGGCUGGUUACUUAAUACUUUAGUUACUUAACAGUGUUAAAAUCGUUUCGGUUUUUGCAUCGAAUUGUCGUUCGCUCGUGCACACGCUUUUCGCCAGUACCUACCACACACACACCGUCUCAUUCUCGCGGCAGGCACACAACGUGAUUACAUGUUUCAAUAARGAGAGACCUUUGGUACUCGUUUUAUUUGGACUAAACGUUUGGUAAGGAAGCUACAGCCAUCAUGUUGGAGUUGCAACAGCAAGAUAUUCCUAAGUUGAAGAGUGAACGCUCGGUGUCUAACAACACUGGUCAAGAAGAUGGAGGCAACAAUGGUAACAGCUAUGACCUUGUGUUUCCGGCUUUACCUGACUCAAAAACAUUAGUACCCAAGAAUAUUGGGAUCAAUGGUCAAUGUGCAUCUUCAAAUGUACCACCUAAAGGAUGGAACAAAGUUCGAACUUCAACUGUCAAUAAUGUAUUCACUAUUUCUGUUCAAGACCGUAAAUCAGAUAAUAGUGAAAAAUUUGGAGAAGGUGAAUCUAAACGUAUUUGUAGCCAAAUUACAAGAGAAACUGGAGCUGAGAUUGAAAUAUCYACAUCAAAGAAUAUGAAUUUGACUUUCCUUGUAAGAGGAAAAGAGGAUCAUGUCACUGAAGCUAAACGCAGAAUUAUUGCAAGCUUUCAAACUCAAGCUACUAGUGCAGUUCCUGUUCCUAAGGAGCAUCAUUGUCAAGUUAUGGGAAAACAAGGAACUCGUCGUAAAGAAAUUGAACAACGUACUGGUGCGCGAAUUCAAAUGCCAAGCAUUCAAGAUACUUCGGAUAUUAUCAAUGUUACUGGAACUAGAGAUGCAGUGGAGAAAGCUGUUCAGGAAAUUCGCAUGAUUUCAGAUGAGUUGUCUAAAAAAGCAUUUGAACGAAUUGAAAUCCCAAAAAUUUUCCAUCCUUUUAUUACUGGUGGUCAUAAUGAAAAACUUAAUAGCUUAAUGAAAGAAACUGGUGUUAAAAUCCAUGUUCCCCCGCCAUCUGUUAACAGAGAUGAAAUUACAAUUGCUGGAGAUAAAGAGGGAGUUCAAUCAGCUAUUGAAAAGAUAAAAGAGGUUUAUGCAAAAAUGGAAAAAGAAUCAGCAACGGUGUUUGUUGAAAUACCAAAACAGAAACAUAAAUAUUUAAUGGCUCAAAAAGGAAAUGGUAUUCAAGAUAUAUUAUUGGAAACUAAUGUCAGUGUAGAAAUGCCUCAACAAGAUUCAGACAAAGAAACCGUUACUUUAAGAGGGUUAUAUAAGGAUUUAGGCACUGGGUUAACUAAGUUGUAUGAAAAAGCUAACAGUAUGACUGCUGAAACAAUUGAAUGUCCAGGAUGGAUGCAUAGAUUUUUGAUAGGAAAAAAUGGUUCUAAUUUACGAGAGCUAAUAGAAGAUAAUGAAAAGGUACACGUUGAAUUUUCUGAUGAUAAUAAGAUAAUUGUGGAAGGACCAACAAAUAUGAUUCCUAAGGUAAUCGAUUCAUUAAAGAAAGCUAUUGACUGCUAUGUUUCUACAGAACUUGUUGUUGAUCCAAAGUUUUUCAAGCAUAUAAUCGGGAAAAAUGGAAGCAAUAUUAAUCGCGUUAAGAAUGAUACUGGUGUUAUAAUCAAUAUUUCUGAGUCUGAUAAUAACUCUAACAUUAUUCGUAUUGAAGGACGAAAAGAUGGAGUAGAAUUAGCUAAAAGCGAAUUGGAAGAAAUGAUUUAUAAGUURGAGAAUGAAGUUGAAAAAGAAAUAUCAAUUGACCAACGUCAUCACCGUGCUAUAAUUGGGGUCAAAGGUGAAAAAGUUAGAGAACUUCAGGAAGCUUUCAAUGUUCAAAUUACAUUUCCCAGUUCAGUUGAAGCUAGAAGUAAUUUAGUCAAAAUACGUGGUUUAAAUGAUGACGUGAAUAAAGCAUUCAAGUCUUUAGCKAAAUUGGCAAAAGAAUUAGAUGAAGCAAACUAUGUGUUAGAAAUUCCUGUUUUUAAACAAUUCCAUAAACUUGUCGUGGGUAAAGGAGGAGCUAAUAUUAAAAAGAUCAGAGAAGAAACCGAUACCAGAAUUGAUUUACCUCGUGAGGGUGAAGAUAGUGACACCAUCAAAGUUAUGGGUAAUAAAGAAAAGGUUUUAAUUGCUUGCGAUAUGAUAAAAAAAAUUCAAAAUGAAAUGGGAGAUAUUGUCACAAAAGAAAUAGUGCUAGGAAAUAUUAAAGUACGCAAUGUUAUUGUGAAUCUUGGAAAUAAGUUUAUUCAAUCUAUCAGAGAGGAUUGUGGUGGUAAUGUGUCUUUAAAGUUACCAGCUAUUAAAGGUGAUAAUGAAACCUUCCAACCACAUCUUAAUAUAUUCAUUCCUCAAUGUGUUGACGAGGUUAAGGCUGGUUUAGACCUUCCCUCAACCUCCAAUCAUUUUGAAAAAUAUUUCAAGCCCAGMGAAAUUAAAUAG
This is a messenger RNA of Diuraphis noxia (Russian wheat aphid), 2435 nucleotides long. RefSeq names its product satellite-binding protein 1 Dp1 (gene Dp1). The record is from RefSeq and is a predicted model, not a curated record. Gene Ontology annotation, molecular function: mRNA binding. NCBI's taxonomy places the organism in Eukaryota, Metazoa, Arthropoda, Insecta, Hemiptera, Aphididae.